GCCGGCUUCCCCUUCUACAUCAAAGCCGCCUGUCCCAACUACGAGUUGGAGAGAGUGAAGACGACGCAGCUCUGUGGGAGCGCGGGCUUCUACUGCCGUCGCGAGCUCGAAGGCGAGUUCUUUGAAGACGUCCACAGCAGUCUGAUCGGAUCUGCGCGCUUUGCCGAAUCGCGUCUGCGAGCCCAAGCCGUCGCCAUUCUGAAAUGCGCCUUUGUCUACGAGCGGCAACGCGCCGAGCACUGCCGCCUGGCCAAGCCCGGCCUCUUUCCUCCAUUUCACCUGCCACCACAUGUCGAGGCUGGCAUGGUCCCGGAGCUUCGCAAACAUGUGUUUGCAUUGGAAGCCAGGAGGCUUGAUCAUCCUUUCGAACCUGAUUAUUUCACCCUGGAUCAAGUUCAACAGCCUCCAGCAGAAACACACAACAGCCCUGAAAAAACACCCAGCACCGCCACACCGCAGGUGAACGUCAUGCCUCCCACGCCAGUCAAGCUUGCAACAAUGUCGCUCUCUACCACAUCCACGCCGAUGAUGAAAGAAGUCAUCUUUGAGGAAAUCCAGGUGGCUUCGAAGAAGCGACGUCGCCUUUCAGACAUUUCGGACGCUGCAGAUGUUCAGAGUCUUACGGCCACACCACCAUCGCCAAAGGAACCGCGGAGAAAACCAGCCCUCCCAAAGCAAACUUCAGAACUCCGGCGUAGUACGCGUGCUCGUGCCAAGGUGGUAAACUAUGCGGAGAGCGCAAGCUCAGAGGCUUCAACCGAGGACGCGUACCCAGAAAGAUCCAAGGCGGACAGCUUUUCUCCUCCCAAGUCCGACUUGACGGCGUCACCAGCGAAGAUAGACACCCCACCACGUCGCAGGAGCACUACGAGACAACGUCGAGACAAUGCACCUGCUCGGCCCAGUCUCCUCAGGAGUAGCAGUUCGCUGGGGAGGUUGAUUGAGGACUGGAAAUCGAGAACUCCCUUGGCACCUGCUACUCCGCCGCAAGGUGUCCGAUCCGGAGUCCUACAUUUUCCCAACGGCCAGACAGUGGGAAAACAUUACAGCCCGAGCUACGAAUUCAGGCCCCCGCUGAAUGGAAUCACCCCAAGUCAAACGAACGUCAACCCCUUUCGGAAGAGCGAGUCGAUGCAUAACGCUCGUGUCUCUGCAGGCUCCAGGGGCACCAGUUUGGACUCACCGUAUCACCACACGAACCCCUACGAUUUGUCUCAGUCCAACGGCUUGCAAACAUUGCCAUCGUUUUCAAGCAUUGACCCAUACGAAUCCAACCAAUCCCAACAUUCACGCGGACCCAAUCUCUACAACGCGUACGCCAGCAAAAGUAUGAGUUCCGCAUCAAGGGGAAAUUACAUACAGCAGCCCAUCAUCGCCUCGCAAAGAGACACAAAUCCAAAACAAGACUGGUUGAUCAACACUCCUGCGUUCCAAAAUACAGCGUCUCCACCGCAUCCAGCAGCACGCGAUCAUCUCCAGCGAAGCUUCGCGCCACCGAGACAUGAGCCUUUUGACAGCACCACAACAUCAUUCAGCAUGCGCCCACAAGCAAUGCAAGCAUACCAGCAACACCUCAACUACAGCCGCAUUAGACACGACUUCGACACGCCGCUAGAUCCAGACCUGACACCGCCAGAGAUCAACAGUACCUUCGAUCCCCACAAGAGACGAGCACCGGCCUCCAGCCCCUUGCCCGCUGCCAAACGUGUACGUCCCUCACUUUCCAGCGGGGAUUUCGAGGCGGCAGAUGAAGCUCGCCACGCUCGGCAGUGGGAUUCGGAUUCGGCUGUUAUCCUGCCGUCGCCGCCAAAGGUACCAAAACAGGUCGAUGUGGCUGGCUGGAGUCACGGUCAGCACUACGGCGAAGGAGAAGGGUACCAGGCAUCGCCUCCGAGAGUUCCGGCUGCGGGUUUUGCUCCUACGGCAGUCAUGGAUGCUCCCUCGCUGGGGCGGACAACGAGCUUCGAGUUCGAGUUUUGAGAGAUCUCGGGACUGUGGAGGUUGCGAUUCCGUUGUGAUCAGGAACGAAUUCAUGACACUGCAGCGACUAGUUAUGAGGUACU
Molecule: messenger RNA, 2063 nt
Organism: Neohortaea acidophila
Lineage: Eukaryota; Fungi; Ascomycota; Dothideomycetes; Mycosphaerellales; Teratosphaeriaceae
Exons: 1
Coding region: 304-1980 (558 amino acids)
Source: RefSeq, a predicted model, not a curated record